AUGGUCAGCGAGCAAACGCCGGUGGCGACCGCCGAGGCGGAGCUGGUGAGCAGCGCCGCGGUGCCCGUCAAACCCGAGGAGGCCGCGGCCAAGGCGCAGCCGGAGGACGAUGCUCCCAUCGUCGAGGACGCCAAGGAUGAUGACGACGGCGAUGAAGACGACGAUGACGAUGGUGAUGAGGAUGACGGUGAGCACGGUGCAGUUGUAAAUAAAGGCUCCAAGCAGAGCAGGAGCGAGAAGAAGAGCCGCAAGGCCAUGAUGAAGCUCGGAAUGAAACCCGUCACGGGAGUCAGCAGGAUUACCAUCAAGAGAGCCAAGAAUGUAAGAAACUGUACAACUGCUGCAAACAAUUGUACGAGACAGGGAUAG
Molecule: messenger RNA, 369 nt
Organism: Oryza sativa Japonica Group (Japanese rice)
Lineage: Eukaryota; Viridiplantae; Streptophyta; Magnoliopsida; Poales; Poaceae
Source: RefSeq, a predicted model, not a curated record